Struthio camelus australis is the source of this 8953-nucleotide messenger RNA. RefSeq names its product zinc finger protein 507 (gene ZNF507). Gene Ontology annotation, cellular component: nucleus. NCBI's taxonomy places the organism in Eukaryota, Metazoa, Chordata, Aves, Struthioniformes, Struthionidae. The record is from RefSeq and is a predicted model, not a curated record. Gene Ontology annotation, biological process: positive regulation of transcription by RNA polymerase II.
UCCGCGAUCCGCCCCUCCGCAGGGGCUCCCCAGCACUGUUAGGUGGCAACGUCUUUCUUUUACGGUCUGUCUAGGGUCUGUCCUCUGAGUCUCUGUGCUGCUUGUCAGAUGAAAAAGAUAUUAUGGAAGAAGGAAGCAGUGUUGCAGUAUUGAUGCCAAAUAUUGGAGAACAGGAAGCUGUACUGAUUUCUGAAACCGUCAUUGGUCCAACACUGCAAAACAGUGAAGAUGACAGAAAAUGUAAAACCGAUCCACUAAUCCACGUUAUUCAGAAGCUAAGCAAAAUAGUUGAAAGUGAGAAGUCGCAAAGAUGCCUUUUAAUAGGGAAAAAGCGUUCUCAUCCUAAUGCUUCUGUGCAGUCCUUUGACACAGAAGAUCUUUGUGAAAUCCCAGCUAAAACAAUUGAGCUGUCUGUUAUUGGUACUAAAAAGACUGAGGAGUUACAAGCAGAUUAUUAUGUGACUGAUUGUCUUCCACAAAGCAAAAAAAAGGUGACAUGCUACCAGUGUAGUCUAUGUAAGUUUCUGUCACCAUCUCUCUUAACACUACAAGAACAUAUAAAACAACAUGGGCAGAAAAAUGAAGUGAUAUUAAUGUGCUCAGAAUGUCAUUUUGCUUCUAGAAAUCAAGAAGAGCUUGAAUCUCACUUCCAAAAUUAUCAUGAGAGUGACAGUAAAAAUAGCAUCCACACAAAAGCGCAGCAAUGUGUAAAUGUCUCAAGUUCAUUUUUGCAAGGGCCAGUGGAAGGAAGUGUCAAAUCAGGGACUGAUCAGACAGGAAAUCUGGAAUGCAAAGAUAUAACUCAGUCUACUCAUGUGGCUGAAAUGGGUAGGAGAAAAUGGUAUACUUACGAGCAGUAUGGCAUGUACCGGUGUUUAAUUUGUCGAUACACCUGUGGUCAGCAAAGAAUGUUGAAAACACAUGCUUGGAAACAUGCAGGUGAAGUUGAUUGUUCCUAUCCUAUUUUUGAAGAAGAAAAUGAAACUACGAAUUUGUCAGAGACGGUUGUAACACAUACACCUCACAGUGUGGAUGCAGUUGUUCUUUCUUUGGAAAACAAUGAGCUAGAUAUCCAUAGUGAACAUUCUCUUCAACUUCAGAUUUGCAAUUCUGAGCAAAUGUCAUGUAAAUCGCCAGUAGGAGCAAAUGUAAAAGAGGAAGAAGUGUUAAAUCAGUCAAUAGCACACUCUCCUACUACAGAAGUUUUAGAGGAGACUGUAUCAGAUACAGAACAGGAUAAUUUGAUAACUGAUAGCCUACUGUCAUCAGCACAGAAAAUCAUUAAUUGUAGUCCAAAUAAAAAGGGUCACGUUAAUGUAAUAGUGGAGCGUUUGCCAAGUGCUGAAGAAAGUGUCUUACAAAAGCCUUUCUUGAUGAACCCUGACAUUGAAACAGAAAAAAAACUAAUCUCAGAGGAGUCCCAUGUUAUCUGUGAAGGACCUGAAGUUUAUCGUUCAGAUGAAAUUCAAGAGGUGAUAAUAGGAUGGAGUAAUACUGAGAAGAAAGAUAAUGAAUUAAGCUCUAAUAAAAACAUAGCUACUGAUGAAAAUGCUCCUCCUGUACGGAGAAGAACAAAUUCAGAGUCUUUACGGCUGCACUCGUUAGCUGCAGAAGCUCUCGUUACAAUGCCUAUCAGAGCUGCAGAACUAACAAGGUCUAGCUUUAGAGCCUUCCCUGGGGAAGGCUCUGUGGAAGCAGAGACAGGAGAGAGAGAUGCUGAUGGCUCAUAUCCAGUUCAUUCUAAAGUGGUAUCCUCACUUAAGAAUCCUUCAGAGGAGUUUAGUAGCUUAAACCAAAGUGACUGUGCAUUAGUGGAGAUAGAGAAAGAAAGGCCGGAGUUAUCAGAAGCACCAAUUAAAAUGGGCAUUAGUAUGUCGCUACUCACUGUCAUUGAAAAAUUGAAGGAGAGGACAGAUCAGAAUGCUUCUGAUGAUGACAUUUUGAAAGAAUUACAAGACAACGCACAAUGCCAAAAUGCAAAUGAUGCAAGUAUUUCUGGAAGUAACCUAGUAGAAUAUAUACCUAAUGUAGAUCGACCCUACCGCUGUCGCCUCUGCCAUUAUAGCAGCGGUAAUAAGGGCUACAUAAAACAACACUUGAGAGUCCAUCGUCAGAGGCAACCGUAUCAGUGUCCUAUCUGUGAACACAUUGCUGACAAUAGUAAGGAUCUAGAGAGCCACAUGAUCAACCACUGCAAAACAAGAAUGUAUCAGUGCAAGCAAUGUGAAGAAUCCUUUCAUUAUAAGAGCCAACUGCGAAAUCAUGAGAGAGAGCAACACAGUCUUCCAGAUAUCUUUUCAACAGCUACACCUAACAAACUAAUAGUUUCCAAUGAAGUAGAUGAAAGAGAAGGAAACAAGGCUUCUGUUCAAAAACUGUAUAGAUGUGAUGUAUGUGACUACACAAGCACAACUUAUGUUGGUGUGCGAAAUCACAGACGAAUUCAUAACUCUGAUAAGCCAUAUAGAUGUCGAGUAUGCGACUUUGCCACCACAAAUAUGAAUAGCUUGAAAUGCCAUAUGAGGCGCCACCCCCAGGAGCAUCAGGCAGUGCAGCUAAUGGAGCAGUACAAAUGUUCUCUUUGUGGAUAUGUGUGUAGUCAUCCUCCCUCCCUAAAGUCCCACAUGUGGAAACAUGCAAGUGACCAAAAUUAUAAUUAUGAACAAGUGAACAAGGCUAUUAAUGAUGCAAUUUCACAAAGCAGCAGGUUUCAAGGACAGCUUCCUGAAAAAAACUUAUUAGAAGGCACUGAUGAAAGUACAGUACCUAUACUAGGAAGUUCAGACAACUUGGUGUCUUUUACAGAGUCUAUUAACCAAACAACUAAUGAAAUUUCGGGUUCUGAUGAAAAUGAAAAACCUAACUUGAUGAAUACCUCAUGCAGCUUAGAAAAGAACUCCACUCUGCCCCAUGUUGGCACAGAAUACUGCGUUCUUCUCUUCUGCUGCUGCAUUUGUGGGUUUGAGUCCACCAACAAAGAAAAUCUGUUGGAUCAUAUGAAAGAACAUGAGGGUGAAAUCAUAAACAUCAUUCUAAAUAAGGACCACAGCACAACUCAGAGCACAAACUAGAUGAAGGAGAAAGUUAAAAACAGGAUUUUCUAGAGUGGAUAUUUUCUAUCUUUGCUAAUUUUGCCUGAGAAACUUGCUAAAGAGAAGAAAAUGCAAGCAAAAGUUGCUGAUUUCUGAGCCCAAUUCCUUGUUUCAUUAAGAGAACAGUAGCUUAGCCAGGGACAGAUGAAUCAUUAAAGAGAUUAAUUUCAGGGGUGGGUAGUAGAAUGAUCCAUUUAAACCUGUUAUUUCUCUGUAUGUUGCCAAGAGCGUGGGGGUUUUUUUUGUUGUUGUUGUUUUUUUUAAUUGUCAGGUUUAAUUGACAGGUCCAUAAUAAUGCAUUAGUACCGAAGUCAAAAUCUAAAGGUAAAAAAGCUUUGUAUCAAUUGAGAAGCUUUUUCUCUUCCUUUCUUUUUUGUUGUUAUGCAAGUAUUCAGGCAAAGCAUUUUUUUUGCCCUGUUUUAAUUGGCAAAAGACAGAUAGACAUUUUACAGUAUGAUCUCAUAAAACAUAUUGCCUAGAUUUUGGAAGGGAGAGAGAGAGGAGGUGGGUUAGGGCACAUGUGUGUGCUUGCAUGUGUACAUAGGUGUUUCAUUCUCCCCAUGUAUUUUGAAGGCCUUACAAUCUCCAAAUCUUCUUCCUAAAAAAGACUGGUAUCUUCUAACUUGAUUCAGAGCAGCAGGAGCUGAGUAGCCUAGAAGCUUUUUGGCUGUUUUUCUGAUUAGGUCCUCACUAAGUAUCUGAUACAUUUUGAUAGGUACAGUCUAAGUAAAAGUAUGUAAAAGUAUGUAAAGGAUGCUUUAUAAUAAUGUCCUGCUGUUUAUUAAUGGCUUUCUUUACACACUUAGUGAAACCUAUUUCAAAAAAAAGCAAACAAAACUAAGCAGAUUAUAUGUCAUUUUAACUUGUGGUGAUUACUUUGCAGUACACAUGAGCACCAUUUUUUUAAUGAGAAUAAGGUAUUAACAGGUAUGUAAUAGCCAAGAUACAAGAAGAGAUUUUUAAAGCUACAUAGAUUCCUAAAGAUGUGGAUUAGCACAAAGUGGGAUUUUGAGAAUUGCCUACAUGCUUUGGAGUUCUUUGAAAAUCCCACUGUCUAAAAUUCCUACUUGUCCAGCUGCGCUGUAUCUAUAGAAAUCAUUCACUGAAAGCUAUGGUAAUCUUUCUGUAGAAUGUUCUAUUUCAAAAUAUGAAAUAUGGCAAACAAUAUUUUAAGUAAAAACUGGAUCCAGUCAGUUGUAGAAUAAAUUUUACUAGUGCAUACAGUAUGGAUUCAUAAAGGGAAUUAGGGAUUACUUUGUUUUCUGAGAAACACAUAGAAAUCUCUCCCUUCUAAAGCUUUUAGCUUCAAAGAUUACAAUGCUGAUCUUUCUUAUAGAUUCAGCAAUUUGCAGUAGAAGACAUCUGUCUAUGUAUCAAUUGGGAAUAGUAUCAUACAGGCUAAUUACCUGGCAACUUUGUUGAGAUUAUUUAUAAAGUUGGCUACUUAAAUUGUUUGAAAUACAUGCUUCCUACUGAGUGAAGUAGUAGCACUUCCGAAGAAGCCCUUUAGCAGCCUGAUUAAAACUUUCUAGUUUGGGCAUUUCAUUCUGCUUUUAAAGAGACGCAGUUGCACAGAAGAACGCCUCGCUCACAGCAUGGUAAUGCAGUUACCUGCGUUUUAGUUGCUCAUUGCUUAAAAAUGUCUUACUCUUAGAAAAAAAAAUAGUAUUAUGUUUAUUUCCUGUUUAUGCAUUUCUGCUAGCAGCAAUAAGCUACAGCUGUAAAUCUAAGAAGGUGGCAGAUGCAGUGUACAGUCCAUUGUGGUACUGCUGACUAAAAGUGGCAAACAAGAAAUCAACAAAAAGUCUUGUUACAACUUUAUGAAGCAGCACAAAAUCUAAAGGCCAGUGUAAAAGGCAGUAAGAUUCCAAAUACGUUUGGUGAUUAUUUUAAGUGAUUUCCUUAAGCAUCUUCAACUUGUUCUUUUCAGUUAAGUAUCUGUCAUUUUGUUUAUAAAUUAGAUUGCAGAAAGUACCUAUUUAAAAAUUGGCCUGGAUCUAAUGUCAAAGCAUUUUUGUGUCUGAGAUAUUUGAGAUACUUCACAUCUCUUUGUAAAAGUAAGUAUACAUAAUUUUCAGUCAAAAGCUGAUUUUUUUUAUAGUCUUACAGAGAUGGAUUUUACAUUUUAAAAAUAAUACAUCAUUUUCAUUUGCUAUCUCUAACUGAAAUUAAGAUAACUUUUAAUGGAGUAUUGUUAUUGUCCUAUUGAAAAAAAUGUUUUCAACAGAGAAUUCGUGUGAAAGCAGUAAAUUAUUUGGAAUUUGUCUGAUCUUUGUCAUUCAGAGAUCCCAUUUAUUGAAAAAUUGAAAGGUACAAAGAGAUUCAUAGUAAUGUUAAACUACAAAUCUGCGAUCAUAGAAACAGUAUUUUGCCACAUUCUUAUUUUUCAGUAAAAGGAUAAUGUAUUUUAAAGUUGCUAUGCUAGUGGAAAAAAAAGGUGAAAAAGUUGCAUUCAUAAGCUGGCAGGGAGCCAAGACUCACAAAGCAAGUAACUUUGAAUCAAAAUUAACAGUUUUGGUGCCUGGGUGGGCCCCACCUGCAGUGUUAAUGCACCAAGACGCAUUGUAAUAGGAUUACUGAGCAGAAUGCUACUAUUUAGUUUUUCUUUGCCAUCUUACUGCUUUUUUCAGUUUGAGCAUGUGUUACUGUAAAAUAGUAGAAAGUUGGUUGCCUCCGAAAACUCUUACGAGCCCUAACAAAUGCCACCAAAUAAUUCUUCCCCAUCUGCACAGAGAUAAAAAUUGUAACUUUCUAUCUCCGUGUUGCUUGCCAUUAGUUAUCCAUUCAAAAAUCCCAUGGACUUUAUCAGAAGUUCUGCAUGUGAAGUAAUUAUAGGCUCAGUUUUUGAAAGCAAAUUAUUCCUCAGGAUAUCUGCUUUAGAAAGUGUGCGGUUCACUUGGUUGCAUGUUAUGUAAGGGUUUCUCAAGCACAUUUCCAGGUUACCAACGCUGCAGUCUUCCCCUUUCUUUAAGAUUUUAAAAUAUUUUAGGAUCUUCUGUCACAAAACUAUCAGUUGAUCAGGAAUUCACUUGCUGUUUGCUUUACAUAAUUUUUUUGGCAUGUGAACCUUAACUUGCAGCUUUGAUUUUAAAUGCCUAUACUUCUACUAAAGAGAAGGCUUCAUUCAUACUAGACCAUACUGAUAAAUAGGUGGUAUUUCAUCUUUCUGACUUAUACUUGGCCUGGAAAAAUAAAGUGGUUUUCAGUCAGAGUUACUAUAUUUUCCUCUUUCAAAAGCACUUAUUUAAUCAUUUAAAAAUGUACAGUUGGUGCUGAAAGUAACAUUUGUUAAGAUAUAUUUAAUAGAAAUUUACAUUUGCAUUUGAUAUUCAUGGACAUGGGUACAUGUAUUUUUUUAAGAAAACGUAACACUAUGGCACUGCUUUUAUAGCCAAAGUAUAAACAAAUUAGAAAACUGACAUGUAAAGACUGCAGUUAAUUCUGAUACUGUAUCUUAUUAAAUAGGAUGACUUUCAUUUUAUAAAAUUAUCCAGCACAUUAAGCUGCAUGCCUUAAGCUCUCUCUAGGAUUGUGUUCCUGAUAGAAGACUGUCUGUUUGGAACUAUGAAGCAAAGUCUGUAGUACUACUUUAACUACCUUCUGAAAUACUGUACAAUGUUAGAAUAAUUUAUUUUGCUUUACAGGAGUUUGUCACGUAUUGACUUUAAUAUUGUAUUUUGGUAAUAAACCUUUUUUGUUAAAUGCUGCAGUCACUUUUUUUGUGAGAGAUGGGAAUCUGUUUGGAUCAAAAAGUAUUUGGAAUACUUUACUGCCAUUUCUCACUCUUGUGUCAAGAUAACAGGGUGCUAAUACUGUUAAUCUAAGUUUUGUAAAAGUAACUGUAGUGAUGAAAUACAAGACCAUUAAAACAAAACCAAAUACACUAGUAUUGGUGUAGCUUGGAUGCAGUUAUGAUGGAAUGAUGCUGAAAGACAGAAUUGUGCCUUCAAAAUUCAUAGUGAAGCUAGUGGGAAUUUUGUCCCUAAUAUAAAUGGAGUGAAAACCUUACACAGCUUUUUUCACGCAAGCAGUUGACACUUGCUCGUCCAUCAUAUAAGGUAAUGCAUAUAGUCUUGCAACCUAAUUUUUAACGUAUAGCAUAUUUCUUGGUCUUGCUGGAACUUCUUUCCGCCAUCUCUUUCAGGGAAAAGGUAUAACUCAGUUGCUGGCCAAGUAAAGAAAGAGCGAAUGAUCAGAGUACCCGUUGCUGGGAUUAUCUUGGUUUACAUAAACACGGUAUCUUAUUUCCUUUUGUUUGUUACAAUUACAGCCUUGUGUCAAAUACCUUAAUGUUAAAAAAAAAAAAAACAAAAUUGAACUGCCUGCAAAAAGGGUUUAGGUGCUAUGCUACAGAAUGCUACACUGUGUAGUUUUUUUUCACUUUUUCUCUAAUGUAAAACCUGCAGAAAAGCCUCUGGAGUAGGAUCUGGCAUCCAGGUACUGUCCUAUUUACAGGGCUAAAUAAAAUACCACGUUCGCUUUGGCUUAAUAAACAGAAGAGCCUCAGAAGAAGUUAUUUCCACCCAUAAAUAACCUAGUCAGGUCAGACAACUGGUGUCCCAAAACACCACAUCUGAUGUGAAGCACAUUUCCUUCCUGAAACAGCGUCCUACAGCCAACUUCUCUCUUCGCUAGCCGUGGCCAGCCCAGAGCUGCUGGUUGCUGCCCAUAGAGAGGGAACCAUGCCUGCUCCUGGAAGCUGCAGCUCUUGCACAAGAGGGACUGGACACACAGCUGUUGGGAUAGAGCUACACUGACCUGCGUGAUCAUUGCAACAUGCUUCUGGGGAGUUAGGAGGGAGUUGAUUCAAAUCCUGCCACACACAGGUGGGAUUUGAAUCAGUAUGUCUUACAUGUUUGGCAAGUAUUUAUAGACAGAAUUAUUGCGUACACAUCAACGCAACACACCACUGUUCUUCACAGCCCCAUAUAGGCACGUUUGGAAAACAGCAGUCAGACUGAGCUCUUCAGAAAGAAACACUAAUCCUGACUUUAUUUAAUAAAUAGUGGCUAGAAAUAAACUAAGAUGGUUCUGCCCAAAGCAAAAAUUCAGGCACCUGAACGCCUGAAUGUUGAAAACAGACACCUACAAAUCUGACACGCUUGCAGCGCCUCUCACGUGGCAGUUGAACAGAAGCUGAAAAGAUAGUUUUAGACUCAGAAUUUACUCAGGCAGAACUUGAGUCCUUUUGUGUUUCUAGUUCGAAAUAACUUUUCUACGGUGUUCAAUCUGACAAUCUAAGAGAAAACAAAAACACAUGCCCACUAUAAAGAAGCUGAAUAUAAAGUUUGACAACCAUUUUCUGUACACAUUGUGUAGAUGGUUGACUAAUUUUGUUACCUUUCAAGGCAACUCCAAUCAAGAUGUUACUAACAUUAAGACUUUGCUAUCUUACGAUCUAAUUGGAACACAAUGAGCAACAAGAAUAGUGAUAAAUAAUAUUCUUUUGUUCCUUUUGCAACUGUAAAGCCAUCUUUACGGUAUGCAUGCAGUAGAGUGUUGGCCUGCAGGUAAUUCUAGUUUAAAUAGGCUUUGUGUGGAUCUGCUGAUUAACCUAGUAGAUCUAAAAGAUGAGAGUUGUUUACAUAUUUUCUUUUAUGCAAUAUACAGAUGAAUAAAUAAACCAAGAAAAUAAUUUAUCCUUUCUUCAGCUGUUUCCUUAGGAGCGUGCUAGUUUGAUAUGUUUUAGUUAACAUUUAUAAUACAGUUUUCAGAGAUGAGUAUCAAUCAAGACAUUCUAUGCUAUUGCUGUAAACUGACAACUUAAAAUAUUAAAUCCGUUUACCAGUAGAAGGGUUGCCUAACUGAUACAUUAUUUCAGCAAGAGUACGUUGAAUAUUAACUCUCAGGCGCAACUCCCU